GUUCCUUUUAACUGCGUGUGACUUGUAAUUUAGUUACUCUUGAAACCAUUUCUCGAUCUGUAUGAGCGCUCAUCGAAUUCUAAGUAUGUCUUGUGGAUAUCUUUGCUGGUGGCCCAGAAAAAAGCAACACGACAUCGGUGCUGCUGAAGAGGCAGAAGUCAACAGGGUUACGACAACUAGACCCCAGAAGAGAAGACUGAAGUUCCAGCGCAAGUUUCCAUGGCUGAAGCUUGCCAAGUCGAGAGCAAAGGAGAGCUCCGACGAGGACACACGGUCGUCAGGUGACUGCAAGGACUCUGGGUCAAGCAACGCAUUCGCAAGCACCCAGAGCCGCAACCUCACGAUCGUCGACUCGGAGUCAUUGACAUCGGACGCCUCCUCUACUGGGAGUAGUGUAGAGGAGCACCCGUCCCCUCCGGAGGUGACACGGGACAUCCCCCCCAAUGAGGGACCUGGAAUGUGGCCGAGAAGGUUCCCCAUAUGGCCGGCCCCAUUCUUCAUGGGGGAUAGGGGUGAUGCGGCGGAGGGACAGAAGCCGCGGCUGGUCUGCCUUGGGCUACCAAACCUUGGGCAGACCUGCUACAUGAACGCCACCCUGCAGUGUCUGUUCCACCUGCCGUCCUUCUGCGAGGACAUCAGUCGGCAGGAGGAAUACUGGCGGCUGGUCCCGUCUGCUGACCUGUUGAGAUGUUUCACCGAUCUGGCUUCCACCCAUGGAUCAAGUGGAAAGCAGAAGACUCUGCUGAAACAUCUGCUCCCCAAGGUGUCAUGCCAUUUCGAUGAAGACGAGCAGAAUGACGCCCAUGAGUUUUUCAGCUGCCUGAUGUCCAGGAUCAGCGAGCUGGGAAACUUGAUCCAGGCCCGGAUGAGGACGACCACGUACACCUGUCCGGUGGGAGGAAACAUGGGAUUUCAGAUGCUGUGCCAGAGGACUUGUGCCAGCUGUGGAGGACAGUCAACCAGGACGGAGGACUUCAACCAUCUGUCCUUGGACGUCAUCCCCCUCGGCCCGGUGAAAGACCUCUUGGAGAACUAUUUCAAGGACACAGAGGUGGAGCUGACUUGUGCCACCUGCAGUGGGAGCGAGGCUGUCCUGUCAUGGACAUUCCUCACACUGCCUCGUGUCCUGGUCCUGCACUUGAAGAGGUUCAGCUAUACCCCACAGUAUCAGCUGAAGAAAGUGCAGGACCCAGUUCUCCUCUGUAGGGAGAUCACCCUGCUCCCCCACUUCAGGGAGAUCUCCCCGGUCACAGAGAGGCCCCAGUCAGCAGGCCCUGAGGAGCCUCAUCUGAAGGAUGCCGAAACUACACAAGAGGCACAUGCGUCAGUGGAAGAUCUUCCAGGGGAUGUCCCUAGGAUGCCAGGCAGCGGCGAUGCAGGACUUGUGGAAGAGGAGAGCCAUACUUCGUGCCGCAAUUUACCUACAGUGGACUCACCGCCCCCUGCAGAUGAACCUGAGACAGGCACAGAGCAGCAUACGCCUGCACUCCUGAGAGUAGGGACAGUUGGAGGAAGUCAAGGAGAGCCAGCGGUCUCCGAGACGCCGAGAGCACAGCCAGCCAGACACCGAUAUCAGCUCGCUGGUGUUCUCAGCCACCUGGGCUCCAGCGCCACCUCUGGUCACUAUAUCAGCGACAACUUCAGUCGUUCAGAGAAGGGCUGGCUGUCCUUCAGUGACCUGACGGUGAAAAGGCUGGAUGAGGGACAUGUCCUGAGGAAGAGGCAGAGCAGCGCAUACAUGCUGUUUUACACCCAGCAGGUACAGAAGGACACCGAGGAGACACCGAAGAGACACCGAGGAGACACCGAAGAGACACCGAGGAGACACCGAAGAGACACCGAGGAGACACCGAGGAGACACCGAGGAGGCUCCGAGACACACAUGUGCUGCGGAUGAAGCUGGACCGGAUGUCAGCAUCGACUGGGAGUUAACAUAGGGCAUAAAUAAAGGAACUUACAUUAGAUAGAUAGAUAGAUAGAUUUAUGUAUUGAUUGAUUUAUGUAUUGAUUGUGUGGUAGAAAAAUGUAGAAUAUAACACUUAGAAUAAAAGUCGGACCUCUCAGUUUGAUGAGGUAAAGGAAAA
Molecule: messenger RNA, 2084 nt
Organism: Brienomyrus brachyistius
Lineage: Eukaryota; Metazoa; Chordata; Actinopteri; Osteoglossiformes; Mormyridae
Product: ubiquitin carboxyl-terminal hydrolase 37-like
Exons: 16
Coding region: 62-1897 (611 amino acids)
Biological process (GO): protein deubiquitination; G1/S transition of mitotic cell cycle
Cellular component (GO): cytosol; nucleus
Molecular function (GO): cysteine-type deubiquitinase activity; cysteine-type endopeptidase activity
Source: RefSeq, a predicted model, not a curated record